GCAGCGUCCUCGACGAGUGGGAAGGAGCGAGAGCAUGGUCAGCCUGCGCGGCUUGAGCCUGUGGGCGCUGCUGGCGCUGGCGUCGCCCGCCGCCGGCUCCCCUCGAGAGGGGCUCCUCUUCCCCUUCGGCUCGGAGCGGGGGGACGCUGAGCUGCAGCCCGGAGACGACGAGAGCUCCCCGCCCUUAGAGCUCAGCACGCCGCUGCGCUUCUACGGCUCUAUUGUCAACUCCCUCUAUGUUCUUACUAAUGGCAUCAUUGCAGUGAGUGAACCAUUAAGAGAAGCAGAUUAUCUUGGUGAAUUUCCUCUCAGUUUUGGAGGUAUUGCUCCUUUCUAUGCUGAUUUGGAUACGACAGGUGGUCAUGGAAAGAUAUAUUAUAGAGAAGAUUCAUCUCCUGAUAUUCUUCAGCUUGCAGCCAAGUUUAUUAGAAGGGGCUUCCCAGAGACUGCCUUUGACCCAAGCAAGGUCAUAAUUGCUACUUGGGUUUCUGUGGCACCGUAUGCAAGACCUGGAGAAGAUGCUGCUUUACAGGCGAAGAGAAACACUUUCCAGGCUGUUUUAGCAUAUUCUGAUUCCAGUUCCUAUGCAAUUUUCCUUUAUCCGGAAGAUGGUUUACAGUUCUAUAGUACACAUUCAAAAAUUGACAAUGAAGUUGUCCCAGCUAUUGUUGGCUUUAGUCAGCCUGCUACAAAUUACUACUUAUGGGUAAAAGCUGGAUCCUACAGUAUAAUUGCUAAUGAUGAAGAGAUCCUUCGGAAUCUGCAUCGGAGCAGCAACUUGGGAAAACAAGGAGUCUGGGCAUUCGAGAUUGGUGGUUCAGAUAAUAUCCUGUCAGCCAAAGUCACUCAGACUCCUGCCAAUACAGAAUAUGGAGACUAUGACCAAUUCCAGGAAGUAACUACAGACCCCUCCUUAUCACAUCAAGAUUCCAUUGAGAAAACCCAGACAGGAGUAUCUUACGAUAUUUCUAGCAGAGGAGAUAGCUUACAUACUAGCUAUGAGUUACCUCAGUCAGCAGCAGACCGUUUUGAGUCUCCAUACCAAGCUUUAACAGAACGUUCUCCAGCUGAACCUCCACUUCCAACAGGGAAAAGUCCACCUCUCCGUUUUCCAGGCCAGCAAUUUCCCCAGCAGCGCACUCAGAUUAUUGAUGUGGAAGAAGUUGAUGACACUGGAGUUGUGUUUUUUUAUAAUACGGACAUCCAGCAAAGCUGUGCAAACAACCGCCAUCAGUGUUCCAUUCAUGCUGUUUGCAAGGACUAUCCAAAUGGCUUUUGUUGCAGUUGUGUUGCUGGCUACAAAGGAAAUGGCAAGCAAUGUGUAGCAGAAGGUUCUCCUCAGCGAGUUAAUGGGAAAGUCAAAGGACGGAUCUUUGUUGGAAACAACCCAGAGCCAAUUGUGUUUGAGAACACUGACCUCCAUUCAUAUGUGGUGAUGAACCAUGGGCGUGCGUAUACUGCUAUCAGCACAAUUCCAGAAAAGUUGGGUUUCUCCUUACUUCCUCUUGCUUCCAUCGGUGGUAUCAUUGGAUGGAUGUUUGCUGUGGAACAGCAAGGGUAUAAAAACGGAUUCAGUGCUACUGGUGGUGAGUUUACAAGACAAGCUGAAGUUACAUUUCUCAACAGCAAUGAAAAGGUGACAAUUAAGCAGAAGUUCAGUGGAAUUGAUGAACAUGGGCAUCUGACAAUCAACACAGAACUUGAGGGCAAAGUGCCUGAAAUCCCAUUUGGAUCUUCUGUACAUAUAGAGCCCUACACAGAACUCUACCACUCUUCGAGUUCUGUUAUCACAUCUUCAUCUACCAGGGAGUAUACUGUGACAGAACCAGAAAGAGAUGGGGUGUCUCCAACUUACACAGUUACCUACCAAUGGCGACAGACAAUCACAUUUGAGGAGUGCAUUCAUGAUGACUCUCACCAUUCCAUUUCAGCCACUCAGCAACUGUCAGUGGACAGCGUUUUUGUCUUGUAUAAUAAAGAUGAACAGAUUUUGCGAUAUGCCAUGAGCAACUCAAUUGGCCCAAUUGAUGGUUCAGGUGACAGGAGCCGCAAUCCUUGCUACACGGGUACCCAUGGCUGUGACACUAAUGCGGUAUGUCGUCCAGGAACAGGUGAUCAGUUCACCUGUGAAUGCUCAGUGGGCUUCCGAGGGGAUGGACAUGCAUGCUAUGAUAUAGAUGAAUGUCUGGAGCAACCCACAGUAUGCGGCAACAAUGCUGCCUGUAAUAACCAGCCAGGAACUUUUCGAUGUGAGUGCCUAGAGGGAUAUCAGUUUGCAGCUGAUGGACGAACAUGUGUGGCUAUUGAACAUGCAGUCAACCAUUGUGCAGCAGGCACACACACAUGUGACAUCCCUCAGCGUGCCCGCUGCAUAUACUCUGGUGGCUCAUCGUACAUCUGUGCAUGUCUGCCGGGCUUCUCUGGAGAUGGGCAUUCCUGCAUGGAUAUAGAUGAAUGCCGCCUGGACCACUGUCAUUCUGAUGCUUUCUGCUUUAACACACCAGGGUCCUUCAUCUGUCAGUGUAAGGCAGGUUAUCAGGGGGAUGGUUUCCAGUGUGUGCCAGGAGAAUUAGAGAAGACAAAAUGUCAGCAAGAACGAGAACAAAUAUUGGCUCUUAAUUCAAGAGGACCCAGGCCACUUGGCCAGUUCAUUCCUGAGUGUGAUGUCUAUGGGAAUUAUUUACCCACCCAGUGCCAUGGAAGUACUGGAUAUUGCUGGUGUGUAGACAAAGAUGGUAAUGAGAUUGAUGGCACCAGAAGUGGCCCAGGAAUCCAACCACCCUGUUUGGGGACAGUUGCUCCGCCUGUUGUAGUUGGACCCUCCGUAAAACCAGAUACAAUUCCUCUGCCUCCAGGAACACACUUACUCAUUGCUCAGAGUGGAAAGAUUGACCAUGUUCCUUUGGAAGGGAAUGAUAUGAAGAAAUCGGAUGCAAAAGCUUUGCUAUACGUGCCAGAUAAAGUUGUUAUUGGAGUUGCUUAUGACUGCUUGGAGAAGAUGGUGUAUUGGACAGACAUCAGCAGCCCAUCCAUCAGCCGAGCAAGCCUGGGAGGAGGAGAGCCAGCUUUCAUCAUAAAAACAGAUUUGGAAAGUCCUGAAGGAAUAGCUCUUGAUCACCUUGGGCGCACCCUCUUUUGGACAGAUUCUCAGCUUGACAGAAUAGAGGUAGCGAGACUAGAUGGCAGCCAGCGCCGAGUGCUCUUCGACACUGACCUCGUGAACCCCCGAGCCAUUGUGGCCGAUCCCAUGAGAGGAAAUAUUUAUUGGACAGAUUGGAACAGAGAGGCUCCAAAAAUAGAAACUUCAUACAUGGAUGGUACAAAUAGAAGAAUUCUUGUCAACGAUGAUUUGGGACUACCAAAUGGGCUGACAUUUGAUCCUCACUCUUCAUUAUUGUGCUGGGUAGAUGCAGGCACCAAACGGGUUGAAUGCAUAGAUCCCAAUCAGCUUAGUCGGAGAAGGAUCCUUGAAGGAAUCCAGUAUCCUUUCAGCAUUACAAGCUAUGGGAAGAAUUUGUUUUACACAGACUGGAGGAGAGAUGCAGUGGUAGCAGUGGAUCGCACAAUCUCACAGGAAAAUGAUAACUUCCAGCCCCACAAGCGCACUCGACUUUAUGGAAUAACUACAGCCUUGGCUCAGUGUCCACAAGGUCAUAACUAUUGUUCAGUAAAUAAUGGAGGUUGCACCCAUCUAUGCCUGGCUACUCCAGGGGGCCGUUCUUGCCGGUGUCCAGACAAUACCAUCGGAGUGGAUUGUAUAGAAAGAAACUAAGAGCUACAGCCUGGAACAUGUUGAGGCAGCUGCCACUUUUUUGAAAUGCACCAUCAGUAACUAGUUAAAUGGCCAGUCAUAUACAAGGAAAGGUCCCAAAGAUAAAAAUUCCAUGCUCCCUGCAGCUAGAAGCCACACAACGCACAUGUUAGAACAGCAGUGCCUACACAAUGGAAAGCUGGUUGAUCAUUGUAGUCUUCCCUCUGCCUCCUCCCUUUUUUUUUAAAUUGGAAAGUCUAGUGAUCAGCUGUACCUAUGCUGGUCAGAUAUCACCUAGUCAGUGCGUUAAACAAAUUAUAGCAUGGGAGGGUUGAUAAGGACAAGUCAUCAGGAUCUUAGACAUUCAUGAUGACUUGAUGACAGUAUUUUGACAAUCACUUUACAAAUUAACUUUCUAUAUCCCAACAUCAGUACAGCUUAGUUGCAAAAACAUCUGAAUGCUGAGCAGUAAAGCUGAGUAAAAGUUGAAAUAUCAAAUGUAAGAGCAUAUUUGCAAUAACAACCAGCAACUUAAGUGAAGGGAAUCUCACAUUCAAUGGAUUCUUGUUCCAGAGGUUUUAAGAACCACAGCCACUAUUCCUUCAGACUUUUGAAAGCUGGCAAUAUGAUAUAAUUGGAAUGCUUCAUUAAAAAGGAUUAAAGCAAUUUCAUGGUAGAAAUUGUUGGCCUGUCUGUACAGCACUAACUGUCUUCUCAGUAAUGUUUUACUGGGUAUUUUCAUUUUUUCAAUGUAUUUUCCAAAAGAUGUUUAUGGGGGUGGACAGAGACGUGUGUGAUGCAUUUAUACUGGUCUAGUUCCUCUGAUUCAGUAAUUAGCACCAGGAUAAACUAUUACUAAAUCAUCUUUCUCUGCCCCUUUGAUUUGAAAAACAGCAGGAAUUUGAAUUUGCCAUGAGCAAAUGGCAAGAUGGUGAAACAAUCCAUCAGGUAGCCAAAACGUAAGUCAUAGGACUUUAUGCUGUUACUUCUUUGAUAUGUAGGAAAAACCAGGGGCCUAUUCUGUGCCAGUUGCUGUCAAGCACAUUGCUUCCCCAUUGGAAUUAGCAAAGUAUGCUGAAUAAACCAGAGAAAGGUUUUAAAUGCAUUCCCAAAUUAUUUUGCUAAUGCAAUUUUUAGGGGCCUCAUUUGUGCUGGUAAAUUACACCCACAGUAGAACAAACAACAAACAUCUGUAGUGAUUAUAUUUUACAAUGCAGUGAUUUAAUUAAAAAACAAAAUGUUUAGAUUCCAGGAAGCAUUCCUUGCCAGGCUAAAAUUUCGUUAGAGCAGAGCCAGUUCUGAGCCUUUAGCUCUUUGGCAACUUUUGCAUAUUUAUCAUUAAAAUAUCAAAUGCUAUAUUAAAUGUUUUAAUAUUUGUAUAAUGCUUGUAUAACUUUAAUGCAUUUAAUUCUAACACUUUAAUUUUAAUAGAUAUGUUUGAAGACCUGUAAAUAUCAAAAACUGUGCUGAAACAAACCAAAGGUGCUUUUAAUUAAGUUCUUCCAGUGUUAUUUCAAUUUCAGGUAACUACACAAAAAAGUUUACAUGCUGUAUCACUGAUUGCAGCACUGCCAAUAAAAGAAUUGUUUUGAUUUUGUAAAAAAAGUUUUUGUACCUACAGCAUUGUGGUAUUUUACCUGUACAACCAUCUGUAUUUGUGUUCACAUAUAGAUCAGUUUUCUGAGCACAGGUGCCAAUUAAUAUGUACUUCUAACAAGCACAAGCAGAGUCUUUAAAAGACAGGCUAGGAAAAUGGUUUAUGUGCAGCAGUCCUGGAGAAAUUAGGACUGUUAUCCAGAACAGUGCUCAGAAUCUGUUCAACUAAAAUAUGUCAGUGUAUACAAACAGAACUGCUGGCAGCAAUCCUUAGCUCUGUCCCAAAUAAUGUACAGACUAGUCCAAAAAGAAAUUGUGAAAGCUUAGUUCUACCAGGGACUAUGCAGAUAUGGAGCUGGGCAGAAACAAAGUUAUUGACCCACAUACUGUAUCAUGUUGCUCCAUUUUUCUAUGCUGUAGACCUGCCUCUCCCAGCUUAGUGCCCUCCACAUAUUUUGGGCUGUAAUUCCCAGAAUUCCUGGCCAUUGACCAUGCUGGGUGGGGUUGAUGGGAGUUGAAGUUCAGAACUUCUGGAGGGCACCAGGCUAUGGAAGGCUGUAGCAGAUCAUGGCUGAACUACAGUUAUUGAAAGUAUGGGGAAAGAGAUGUGAACUCUGUCAAGCUAUGGGAAGGGUGAAUAGAUUUAUUCCCUGCAUACAGAACAAAUUGUGCUGUCCUAGCUUAAUGAUUUUUAAAGAGCAUUGAUGAGAGCAAGAAAGAGGAAAUGCCUCAAUUCUCUGUGGACUCUGCAGUGUUUCUAAUGAGGCUGUGCUCUGUCCAGAGCCCAAGUGCUUUGUAAGGAAAUUGGUUCAUUCUUCACUAGUGAGCCUGAGUGCAGUUCAAUUAGGUAGAUCAGGGUCUGUGUCCUAAGGAUAAUCCCAGAACUUUGCCAUUCUGUAAACCAGUAUUAGAUGCAGUAAACUCUUCAGUAUUUCUGCAACGGUAAAGGGUAUAUCCCAAGUCUCUGCCUUUCUUGACUUGGAGGAUCAUCAAGACUAGUUGCUGAUGUUAAAAAUAUUAUCAAAACCCUCAUGAGAUGAGAGCCCUUCAGUAUGUGAGAGAACAGGAAUUAUUUCCAAUGUAUUAACUGUUGCACAUUGAUCCUUCCAGCCAAGGUAAGAAGCACCAUGCCAUCAUCCUCUUAAGGCAGAGUUGGGAAAUGUGGCCCCCCAGAUGAUAUUACAUUCCAGCUCCCAUAAGCACUUCCUGUGUAACUGAUGGUCAGGGAUGAUAAGAACUGUAGUUCUACUUUUAAUCCAGAGUGUGUCAGGGUGUAACUGGAGCUAAAGCCAUUGCAGAGGCACCAGCCCCUCUGGGGGUGUUUUUUAUGGGUGCAACGGCCUGUGUCACAAAAACACCCCACAGACAGCUUUGCAGAUCAGCCAUCUGAGGCCAUGUUUUGUUCUUUUACUAGAUAGUACAAAUUCAAAUGAACUCUGAGUGCCAUAGCAGUGUUUGCCCUGUUUUACAAGAAUUCUGAAGCAGCUCAGGCUGAGGGAUCAUGGCGUACCAAAUACUGCACAGUGAAUUUCAUAGCUUGGAGGAUAUAGUUGCUGAAAUUAGUGCUCUACAAUUCUGGCUUUCAUUGAGUAAUGUCUGAGGUCUGAUCUCACAUGUUACUAGAGCCACGAAGAAACUAUUUCACAUGGAUAUGAGCGUCAUGCUACUCUGGGAAGAUCUAGGAAGGAGCCACACAAAUUGAGUAAUGACAUGUUCCCUCCGAUUCCAUUGGUGCCACUACCUGCACUGUGUACAAUGCCAUGAUACUUGGCUAGCCAUAUGCUUUUCUACAAACAUAAAGGAAUAAUCAUGGGAUAUAGGACUGGACCAUGGUAUAAUGAUGUUCAUGCCCAAGUCUUACUGGGACUAAGAGUCUUACUGUAAGACUUGAAGAAUAAGGAAAUGAAUGCUUAGAUAAGGUUUGGCGAAAAUCAUAAUAUCUGCAAACCUUACAGUUUGGGCUCAGUAUACCCUGACAAAUACUGCCUUCCAUAUCUUAUGCCCUGCUUAUUCGGGUGUACAGGAGAGACACUACUCUGUUCUCUGUCUUCUAUAACUGUGAAAAAUCUGACGUCAUGAAACUCUGCCGUUUCUAUGGCAGCACCCAUGGGAUACACUCCUGUUGGAAGUACCUUGAGCCACCUCUCCGAGGGUGUUUUUUCAACUAGUAAUCAAAACCUAGCUGUUCAGGGAAGAGUUUGAUGCUAGGUGAUUUGUGACUAGAGUUGAAUUUUUGCCAUUUGCUAUUGUCUUUCAGGAUAUUCUUCCAGCUGUAUUUUAUAUGUGCAAGGGUUUUUGAACUUUUUUCCCUGGUCCAAAUUACCUUGCCUCUUGGUACGCUGUGUACCACUUCAGAUGCAACUUAAUCAGCCAAACAGGCAGCAUAUAAAUGUAUGUAAGAAUGAAUGAAUAAAAUAAAUGUGCUGGCCCUGUAUUGUUACAGUGAAAUAGAUAGAUACAAUUGGUUAAUGUGAAAAUCUCCUUAAAUCUUAACAAUCUAAGCAAAUCUUAGCUUGCAACAGGCUAUAUUGGUAUUUAGUAAAUCUCAAAUUUCAGAAUGAUUGAAAAUUGCGCAAGGAAAAUAUGGAAGUAUCUAAAAGGCUAUGAAAAUGUUGGAUGGUCUCUUCCAAGUGCAUUGUGGAAAUACUUAGCAAUAAACAUUGACUGUGCUAUAUUAA
Messenger RNA from Varanus komodoensis (Komodo dragon), 8025 nucleotides. It is a transcript of the gene NID1, whose product is annotated as nidogen 1. The record is from RefSeq and is a predicted model, not a curated record. Gene Ontology annotation, biological process: cell-matrix adhesion. Gene Ontology annotation, molecular function: calcium ion binding. Lineage: Eukaryota; Metazoa; Chordata; Lepidosauria; Squamata; Varanidae. Bases 35 to 3772 code for a protein of 1245 amino acids. The transcript has 20 exons.